Molecule: messenger RNA, 2670 nt
Organism: Urocitellus parryii (Arctic ground squirrel)
Lineage: Eukaryota; Metazoa; Chordata; Mammalia; Rodentia; Sciuridae
Source: RefSeq, a predicted model, not a curated record
AUGGCGCCAGGCUGCAAAACUGAGUUACGCAAUGUGACAAAUUCUCAGUCUAACCUGCCAAGUAAUGAAGGUGAUGCCAUCAAAAUUUUUGUGCGAAUUCGUCCACCUGCCGAGGGCUCUAGGUCAGUUGAUGGAGAGCAUGGCUUGUGCUUAUCUGUGCUUUCCACAACAAGUCUCCGGUUGCAUUCCAGCCCUGAGCCCAAGAUCUUCACAUUUGAUUAUGUUGCAGACAUGGACACCACGCAGGAAUCUGUAUUCUCAACUGUAACUAAAAGCAUUGUGGAGUCUUGCAUGAGCGGCUAUAAUGGUACCAUCUUGGCAUAUGGGCAGACUGGCUCAGGGAAGACAUUUACUAUGAUGGGACCAUCUGAAUCUGAUAAUUUUUCUCACAACCUGAGAGGAGUAAUUCCACGAAGUUUUGAAUAUUUAUUUUACUUAAUUGAUCGUGAAAAAGAGAAGGCUGGUGCUGGAAAAAGUUUCCUGUGUAAGUGUUCCUUUAUUGAGAUCUACAAUGAGCAGAUCUAUGACCUGCUGGACUCUGCCUCAGCUGGACUGCACUUACGGGAACACAUCAAGAAGGGAGUGUUUGUUGUUGGUGCAGUAGAGCAGGUGGUCACUUCUGCUGCUGAAGCCUAUCAGGUGUUGUCUGGAGGAUGGAGGAACAGACGUGUGGCAUCAACAUCAAUGAAUAGAGAAUCCUCUAGGUCUCAUGCAGUCUUUACAAUCACAAUAGAGUCAAUGGAAAAAAGCAAUGAGACUGUGAAUAUACGAACCUCCCUACUCAACCUGGUGGAUUUAGCAGGAUCUGAAAGGCAAAAAGAUACCCAUGCAGAAGGGAUGAGGUUGAAGGAAGCAGGUAAUAUAAACCGAUCAUUGAGCUGCCUAGGCCAAGUGAUUACCGCACUUGUUGAUGUGGGUAAUGGAAAACAAAGACACGUGUGCUACAGAGACUCCAAACUUACCUUCUUGCUUCGGGAUUCUCUUGGUGGUAAUGCCAAAACAGCCAUAAUUGUAAAUGUUCAUCCCGGAUCCAGGUGUUUUGGGGAAACCCUGUCAACACUUAAUUUUGCUCAAAGAGCCAAGCUGAUUAAAAACAAGGCAGUGGUAAAUGAAGACACACAAGGAAAUGUGAGCCAGCUCCAAGCUGAAGUGAAGAGGCUCAAAGAACAACUGGCCCAGCUUUCUUCCGGGCAGACACUUCCAGAAAGCCUUCUGACUAGAGAUAAAGAAAAGACUGAUUACAUGAAGUAUUUCCAGGAGGCAAUGGUAUUCUUUAAGAAAUCUGAACAGGAAAAGAAGUCUCUGGUAGAAAGAAUUACCCAAUUAGAAGAUCUCACCCUCAAAAAGGAAAAAUUUAUUCAAUCGAAUAAAAUGAUUGUGAAAUUCCGAGAGGAUCAAAUCAUGCGGCUAGAGAAGCUCCACAAGGAAUCCCGGGGAAGUUUUCUGCCUGAGGAACAGUGUCGCUUACUCUCAGAAUUAAGGGAUGAGAUCCAGACUCUCCGAGAACAAAUAGAGCACCACCCUGGAGUUGCAAAAUAUGCUAUGGAAAAUCAUUCCCUCAGGGAAGAGAACAGAAGACUGAGAUUAUUAGAGCCUGUGAAAAGAGCCCAAGAAAUGGAUGCCCAGACCAUUGCAAAACUAGAGAAAGCUUUCUCUGAAAUAUCUGGCAUAGAGAAAAACAACAACUGUCAGCAAGGCUUUUCUCCCAAAGCUCCAAAAGAACCAUGUUCAUUCGCAAACACUGAGAAAUUAAAAGCACAACUCCUGCAAAUUCAGACAGAGCUGAAUAAUUCAAAGCAAGAAUAUGAAGAAUUCAAAGAACUAACUCGGAAAAGGCAGCUAGAAUUGGAAUCAGAGCUUCAGGCUUUGCAAAAAGCAAACCUUAAUCUUGAAAGCCUUUUGGACGCAACAAAAGCCUGCAAGCGGCAAGAAGUUUCUCAACUGAAUAAAAUUCAUGCUGAAACACUUAAGAUUAUAACUACACCAACCAAGGCUUAUCAACUUCGUUCUCGAUUAGUACCAAAAUUAAGCCCUGAAAUGGGGAGCUUUGUGUGUAAUUCUAGCAUAUUAGAUAAUGAUAUAUUAAAUGAACCAGUUCCACCUGAGAUGAAUGAACAAGCUUUUGAGGCCAUUUCUGAAGAGCUUAAAAAAGUGCAGGAACAAAUGAGUGCUCUUCAAGUCAAGCUAGAUGAGGAAGAGCAUAAAAACCUGAAGCUUCAGCAGCAUAUUGACAAACUGGAGCAUCAUUCGGCACAAAUGCAGGAGCUUUUCUCAUCAGAAAGAACUGAUUGGACCAAACAGCAAGAAGAGCGUCUCUCACAGUUGAAUGUCCUUGAAAAGCUGCUUCAAGAGACUCAGACUGAGAAUGAUUUUUUAAAAAGUGAGGUGCGUGACCUGCGAGUAGUUCUUCAUUCUGCUGACAAGGAGCUUUCUUCAGUAAAACUGGAGUAUAGUUCAUUCAAAAAGAGUCAGGAAAAAGAAUUCAACGAGCUGUCUGAAAGACACGUGCAUGUACAGCUUCAGCUGAGCCACGUCAGAUUAGAACAUGAAAAGCUUCUUGAGAGCCAAGCUUGCCUACAAGAUUCCUAUGACAACUUACAGGAAGUAAUGAGAUUUGAAAUUGACCAACUUUCAAAAAAUCUCCAAAACUGCAAAAAAGAAAAUGAAACU